CUGCAGAGAAAUUAUUCUUCGAAAUGAAGAAACAAAGUGCUAGCAAGACAGGAGAGAUAAAUAAUUCUGAAAUUAUAAAUCAAAAUAUUCAACCCAAAGUCGGAAAAUUUAUGUUUUGCAAUGGAGAUGUUUAUGAUGGGGAAUAUAAAAUAAAUCGUGAUCGAUUUUUUUUAGUGAAGCAAGGUAAAGGAACAUAUAUUACUGAUAAUUUUGAUGUUUAUCACGGAGAAUGGGAUGAAGAUACCUUUGCUAAUACUGAUAUACAUAUAAAGUAUAAUAACGAUGCUCAAUAUCGAGGUAGAAUUGAUUCAAACGGAAUGAUGAACGGUCUAGGGACAUAUAUAUUUCCCGAUGGAUCUUCUAUUGAAGCUAUUUGGUUUAAUAAUAUGCCAUCUAUAAACAUAAUUUACAAAGAACCUCUUGGAUUUGCAUGGAUAGUUGACGAUGUAUCAGCAAAUUCCAUCUCGUUUUCUGCUGGAAACCAUUUCUGGACCGAUAUGACAAUGUCUGAUCGAAGUACCACACAUUCCACCAAGUCUUUCAAUCAAAGUGAACUAAAUUAACCUGAUUAA
This is a messenger RNA of Eufriesea mexicana, 572 nucleotides long. Its product is annotated as phosphatidylinositol 4-phosphate 5-kinase 6. The record is from RefSeq and is a predicted model, not a curated record. The transcript has 4 exons. Lineage: Eukaryota; Metazoa; Arthropoda; Insecta; Hymenoptera; Apidae. Bases 24 to 563 code for a protein of 179 amino acids.